AUGAUGUGUUAUGUCCAUGUGAAUGCAAAAGUAGGUAUGAGGAAAUAUGAAGAAAUACCUCAGCAACAACCACCCUCAAGGACGCGAACACAAAUCCUCACAACCACCGCCAUAACCACCACAACAACAAGUACUGCAUCACCGUCAAUAAUACCAAAAACGUCUACCCUUUAUAAUCAUGGCCAUCAUGUGCACAUAGAUUCAUCAUAUAGAGAGUUCAAUAACCCUCACUUGGACAAGCUCAGUCACAUUUCGUAUAAGCGAUACGUUGAGUACAUGACCUCAGAAAGUGUGCUUGACCAGCCAUCCAUGUCUCUCCCCACAAACAAUAAUGAUGAAAAUAGUCUGCACCAAACAGACCAAGACAAUGUGACAGAUGGCUGCAACAGCGAAAUAGGUAGCUUUGAUUCAGACAACACCAAUUUCAAUAAGAGCAAAUUACAACGAACAUUCAUCCGAAUUGCAUUCAGCGAAGUUUCACUAGCUCUCACUGAAACGGCUGAGAGAGUAGGAGCCAUUGAUGAUCCUGACAACAACCAACUAUUAUACGAGUCCUACAUUUACUCGUAA
Naegleria lovaniensis is the source of this 570-nucleotide messenger RNA. RefSeq lists its product as uncharacterized. The coding region runs from base 1 to 570 and encodes 189 amino acids. The record is from RefSeq and is a predicted model, not a curated record. The transcript has a single exon. NCBI's taxonomy places the organism in Eukaryota, Heterolobosea, Eutetramitea, Acrasida, Naegleriidae.